Penicillium daleae is the source of this 2304-nucleotide messenger RNA. Its product is annotated as putative respiratory complex assembly protein Rmp1. The record is from RefSeq and is a predicted model, not a curated record. Bases 1 to 2304 code for a protein of 767 amino acids. The transcript has a single exon. Lineage: Eukaryota; Fungi; Ascomycota; Eurotiomycetes; Eurotiales; Aspergillaceae.
AUGCGGCGCCAUCCUCGGAGUGUAAUAGGGAGCUGGCCCUUUUCGACUCUUCAGCGACCGUUCACCCCAUCCUGCACGCCAUGGACCAUUGCCAACACGCGAUUCCAAAGCUCAAGCUCCGGCUCCGAUAAACCAUUUCCUUCCUCCGACGAAUCAAACGAACAUCCCCGUCGUCGCCGCCGUUCAAGGAGAGCACCUAAAUCUCAGAGGCUGCCUCUCAAUGUUGAAUCCCUCGGGAAGCCCGGAGAGAUCGUGGUGGUGCCGACAAAGACCCCUCGAAACUUGAAGCAAAGAUUGCGGGAAAUGCAAAAUACAAUCACGGAGGAUGCGCAGACGGUCACUCUGGGUUCGAUGUUGGAAGAUUUGGAGGAAGAAUUCUCCCCGUUGACUGCAAGCGCAAUUCAUGAACGAAUUGAGAGUCAUAGGACUUCCGAAGGACUGGGUCGAAAAUUGAACGAACGCGAAUGGGAGGCGGCACGAAACAGCCUAGCUUCGUCAUUCACCUACAACCAACUAUCGGAAUACAUUCAACAAUAUGACGAGUACGAGUCCCAGCCAGAAGGGACUAGGGCGAGAUGGAGACCGGGUACAUCUGCCUUUUUGCAUGCGGACCCGGAUCUACACACGGGGGUAACCAAACGGGUGGCCACAUCGCAAGACUUGAAGGGCAAGGCUUUGCUGGCAGAGCAGAUCCUUCGCGAUUGCUGGCAGAUGUCCAUCCCCGACGAGAUCGGCCAGUUGGAUCUCCGCCUUUCGCCUGCUUUCCUCUCAUUACUUCUCAAAGCAAAGCACUUUUCAUUCGACGAAGUGGCUACUAUGCACCAUUCCAGCAUUGACAUCACCAGCUCCCUCGGCUUGGUGAGAAUCACCGGGCGCCAGACUGCCUGCGAGUCCAUGUGCGAAAUCGUCCUUGAUGCUGUCGCUAGAAUCCGAGAGGACGCGACUGGCAUUGAGAUCGCCGCAUCUCAUCCGGGACUGAAUCAGAUAUACUCGCCACGCUUGUUGGAAUGGAUCAGCGAGAGAUAUGGCGUUGCUCUGGAAAGUGGUGACUCGCAAGUUCCCGAGAAGAUUCUGUAUCUUGCGGAAAACAAAGAAGGCGCAGACAAUGCACGAAGGAUACUUAACUUUGCACUUCACGAAGUCACUCCUUCAUCAGUACCCUUCUCCACCUAUUUCCCUGCUUCGGAGCCCGCAAAUGUAUACAGCUACAACCCAGGGGACGCUGUUUCAUGGCUGGAUCGACGAAAGCAAUGGUUCAGAUGGGCCAUGCCCUCCACGCAGUCCGCAGGGACUGAAAGCCACUCCACUCCUUUCUUCAAUAGUCACCAAACUCGACUCUCGGACCACUUGUUGAGUCUUCUUCGCCAGACCCCGGUCCCAACUGCGAGUCUUGGAGGUGGUUUAACUGUGCAUGAGUCCGUGACUGCUGCAGUAGGCCACUGCCUCUUUACCCGCAAGGCCUCGGUCGAAAAUACAACCGUCAGCGCUUCACAGCUUGGAAAGCCAUCUCUUCCCAGGACUUUCUCCACUGAUAUCCCUCGAAUCAUCAAUUUCCUGGCCUCCCUUCGACCCAUCACCCCAGUGGUUGGAACCCAAUUCCACAACAUUCGAUUAAUCCCGUCUUCCACAUAUGCCGGUGUCGCCCCGACUCUCGAAAUGAAAAUUGCUUUCAAAUUAGGAACGCACCUGGGAAGCCCUGAAGAGUCAUUCGACAUCCAAAGCGUCAAGUUUAUCCAGAGUUCAAACGCCGUUGACUAUCUCUUGCCAGAGAACGGCCUCGAUCUACGAUUUACCCGUACGGUCUACCACGAGCUCUCGGGCGAUGCACUUGCAGAAUACGUGGAAUACCAAGAUCUCCUCAAGAGCAUCAAAUCAUCUCUACGUAGUAUUUUUGCUGCCACGGUGGAUUCGCGCACGUCAACAUCCUUGCCGUCGUUCUGUCAGGUUGCACUUCCCCGCAAUCUCGUCCAGUCUGAACCCUCCUCAUUCGAUGGCCCCCCACUCACAGCAGAGUACAUCUUACCACCCAUCCAAAAUAUCCGCGGCGCGGCUAUCUCACUCUACGACUUCGCCGAUCGACAACUUAGUUACAGUUACUACGAGACUGGGCCUUUCCUGCCUGCUCGUGCCAACGACGUAUCCCUGGAUAUGAAAAUUCCAACCACUCCGUUGGAUAUGGAUGGCUCGCUGGAGACGGAAUUCCAUUCCUUCUAUAACGCGGCGUGCCGGAUGGCCUUUGACAUUCACGAUACGAAGUUGAUGAGUGUCCAGGAUGGUGUUGUCGAGCCGGAGAUGAUGUAUUAA